AUGGCGCAAAAGGCAAAGAAGGAGCUCGCAAAGUCCAAUGCGGCCGCCCUAACCAACCUCCACAUCGGCGCCGCCGUCGUCCACGCCAUCUUCCUCCUCUUUCACUUCCUCAUCCGCUCCCGCUCCCUGCUGGCCUACGCCCUGCUCUCCGCCCCGAGCUUCGUCUGCCAGUACGUCCUCGAGACGUCCGGCAGGCCCCGCUAUGACCCCAACACCAAGGCCCUCAAGGCCUCGGGAGAGGAUCUCUCCGCCCAGGGCCUGACGGAGUACAUGUUCGACGUCGUCUGGGUCACGUGGGCCUCCCUCGUGUCCGUCGUGCUCUUUGGCAACUGGGGCUGGCUCCUGUGGGCCGUCGUGCCCGCCUACGGCCUCUACCUCGGCGCUGGGCUGUUCGGCAUGGGACGCCAGAAGAUGGCUCAGAUGCAGGGACUCGGGGCGGACCAAGGUGCGCCCGCGCCGCAGGGCAACCGCAGGUCCCGACGGGCUGCUUAA
This is a messenger RNA of Clonostachys solani, 492 nucleotides long. Lineage: Eukaryota; Fungi; Ascomycota; Sordariomycetes; Hypocreales; Bionectriaceae. The record is from the annotation of a GenBank genome assembly.